AUGGCAGAUGCUGAAGAAGCCAGCGAAGACGCUGGAGAGCCUGGUGAUGUGGCAUUGGAAGACGGGUCAGUGGAUGAUCCCGAGGGUGAUGAAGAGGCUGCAGGGGAGGCAAACGAUGAGUCCCCGGAUGUCCGACCCCGCAACCUGGAAACUGAUGUGCCAAAUCCUAUGGAGAUUCUUGGGACAGAGGAGCUGGAUGAUCUAGAGCCGGAGUUUGCUGGCCCGGAGGAUGUGCCACAUCCCUCGGAGAUUCUUGGGGAAGGGGAGCUGGAGGAUCCUGCAGAGGAGUUUGCUAGCGCAGAGGCUGGCGAGAAUGAGCAGCAGCAGAAGCAGCAGGAAAGCUUGAAGCGCAAGAUGAGUGUGGCCGAUGGUCUUUCGAAUGCUGAGCCAGUUGUUAGCACACCUCCGCCUGCUGCCAGGGCCGAGCCUAGCAGUGCCAGUGACCCUAAGCACAAGAACCCCUGCCCUGUACGAGGGGGCAAGGGCAAGGGCAGGGGCAAGCGGGCCAGUGGAGAUGCCAAGCCGAAGCGGGAAUCCGGGAAGGGCAACAGCAGGGCUGUGGAUGCAAAGGACAACGACACAGGCAAGGGCUCACCUCGUGAUGCAGAGCAAGGCAAAGGUGGCAAAGCAAAGGGUGGCAAAGGCCACAAAGGUGGCAAAGGCAACCCGGAUGCUGCACUGAGACGGCAGCAGCUGUCCGAUGAAAACUUGAAAAUUAUCCGUGGCUUGGCCCCAAAGCACCCAGAGCUGCAGCCACAGGUUGGUUUCACAGCCAAGCGGCUGUGA
This is a messenger RNA of Symbiodinium sp. CCMP2592, 786 nucleotides long. The record is from the annotation of a GenBank genome assembly. NCBI's taxonomy places the organism in Eukaryota, Dinophyceae, Suessiales, Symbiodiniaceae.